AUGGAAAUUGACAGAUUGUUAAGACUUUUAGACGAACAAAAACGAAAAAUUGCUGAAUUAGACUCUGAUGUUAUAGCCAGUAAAUUUGUUUCUUCGAAUUUAAGAUCAAGCCUUGAUGUAGAAAACUUGCAGAAACAACGUUCUCAAAUAUCUGAUUCAUAUGCGCAUACCGAAAAAAAUAUCGGUCACAAAAACGUACAACAAACUUUCAGGAAAGCUCUUUCAGGAUCAGCUAAACUGGAUUCGGUAGCGAAUGAAGCUAAAGAGAGCUUAGACCAGAUUAAAUCAUCACCUCCUGGUUUGCAGUACGACCAUAAAAUGGGAUCAAAGUGUUGGUACGAAGUUGGCGGUUGUAUUAAAUGGAUGAGAGAACCGCUCGAGAAAGAUAUGACUUUGAGACAAGAACAGGCUUCCCAGCAAAUUGAAUCUUUACGAAAACUAAAAGAAUUAUGUUAG
Messenger RNA from Diabrotica balteata, 456 nucleotides. Lineage: Eukaryota; Metazoa; Arthropoda; Insecta; Coleoptera; Chrysomelidae. The record is from the annotation of a GenBank genome assembly.